UUGGGCGCAACUUAUGGAUGUCAUCCACAUCAAGUCAAAAGGUAAGGUUUUUUUGAAAUAACAAUUUUUGAAAUGUUAAUUUUUUAGUUGGGCUGAUAAAGAGGUAUUCUGGGACACUUUGGAGAUUCUAUUACCUCAUAAAAGAUCGAAAUGUAUUGCUGUUGGAGAAUGUGGAAUCGAUCUUAACAAGUAAGUUUUACUCAUGAUAUUUUAUCAAAAAGGGAUAUAAAAUUUUGAUAAUUUUGCAGAUGUGAUUCACCACUGGAUCAACAAAGAUAUGCAUUUCGUCGACAAAUUCAACUAGCCUUCAAGUACGAUAAGGCUUUGGUGAUUCAUUGUAGAUCGGGUCCAAAUAGAGAUGCCGAAUCGGAAUGUCUUCAAAUUUUGGAAGAGGAAUUGAAUCGACCGGGACAACACUGA
Molecule: messenger RNA, 420 nt
Organism: Caenorhabditis angaria
Lineage: Eukaryota; Metazoa; Nematoda; Chromadorea; Rhabditida; Rhabditidae
Source: the annotation of a GenBank genome assembly